GCCGCGACACGACGUCUGUUCUGUACGAAUCUUUUCAACGACCCAGAGGAUACAGGUCGCCGAGCCGCCACCACUCCGUACCGAUCGUGGUCUAUUCCGUACAUAUGUACAUACGUAUGGAUACAAUGAUCCAUCAACCACUGUGGAUAUGUCAGCAAUAGGUACUCCGUACCCCGCCGCCGUCCAGAUCUGUCACUGGAACAGCUUGCGACAUUCUCUCUCCACUGGCAAGACAUGCCCCGAAUCGCUCACUACAACUCCAGCUCAGCCCGCGUUGCUUCGUUGCCAAAUAGUUGCCGGUCACACUAGACUAGAACCCCCUUUGCUGCGAUGAAUGAGUAGCCAUGUGGGAUGGCCGCCGCCAUGGGAGGUUGCGCCGUCCUACGGUCUACCAGACCCAGAUCUCGGCGAAGCAAAAUCCCGUCUCGUCUGGUGGACCGUCUGGACUCCACGGCCGCCGACUUACACGGGUGACGGCCGAACCUCGACCAGGGCCAGGGCCAUUCCAGCUUGUCUUUCCCUGUCAUGCGGAUGCCCAGAAUUCAUGUUGGGCUGAACGACAGGGAUGUUGUCUUUUAGCCCCCCCUCCCCCUUGUUGGCGCCAUUUCCAGAAAAAUCGACCCCAAAUGUUGGUCUCCAUUCGAAAUGUGCAAUAGGCGCCAACACACGACGAAGCAAGUCAAGAGUCCGAACUACCUAGCACAAUGGAGUUGGAAUGCGAGCAAGUUGGCGCUUUGCUUGUCACAUUCGAGGUCGCAUCCCCGUUGACACUUGACUACACCGCCUUAUUGGUAUUCCCUCCAAAGUCUCGUUCUCCGUCCCACUCAACGAAGCCCGCCUCUUAUCAGAACCGCGCCCGGGCGGGAUAAUGCCUAUACCAGUCAUGGUGCAGCGGUGCUGACACUGUCAGUCGCCUCCUGAGCCAGUUAGAAAAGUCGGAAUGGGAGAGACCAACAACACCUGUUGCCCACCCGACCCAGGCAUGUCAAGUCAAUUACAUCCUCUCAAGCAUAUGGAUCAUGAUGACCGCAUCUACAGAGUAUCAGCGUCCAUCAAGCCUGGAAAGUCGCUUUCUCCACCCGUGGGCGCAUCCAUGGCCACCCCAUCCGCGCCCGCUUCUGCAACACCGCUUAAGCUCAAAGCGUUUUCCCAGCUUGGAAGACGACCAGUCGAAGUUGUUAACCACACACCUAUCGAUGCGCCUUGCGGCAAAUCUAAGCAAAGGCUUUUCGCCAUCGUGACUAUGCUAGAGCAUUUGAGAACCUGGUUAGUGCAAUUGUGUUUUCGGGGCUCUCUCGCUUAUUUCACGAAGGAGGCUGACUGAGAAUGUAGAAGGCACUCUGAAAACGGGCCCUCCUAGGCGAGCGUCUUUUGUUCCACGCGCAAUCCCAGGAUUUCGUUUUCGCACACCUCCUCUCUUGGUACACACCCUUACAUCCACGACCCCUUCAUCAUCUCAUUCCUUACAACCUUCUAAGCGGGACCAGAUCUGGCGAUACGGUUCAACUAUCCCCAUAUUGUCUCGUCUCCCGCGACACGGCGCAUCAAGCAUCGUGUCUAUAUAUAUGAUACUCUAUCCUGCCCAGCUUGCACGCCAAUCCUCCCACCCCACCAGCGCUCUGUUUUGGUCUAUGAUCCUCAUACCGUCCUAGAUCCUUAUUCAUUCCCCUUGGAUCCUAGGCCCCUCACGAAGGACUUCCUUUGUCAAACUCAAGCGACAACAAGGCUAUUGUCUCCGGGAACACGGCGCAUAAAUAGCCUCCGUUUGUCUCAACCCUCGUCCAUUACGACUUGCAUCUGCCAAGUAAGGGGACGGCACCUCAACCCACCUCAACCCAUCUCAGCUUGCAGCCCCUUGGACACUUCGUAAUCGACCUGUUCUGUAAGUCCGCUGUCAUUUACAACUACCUACUGGGUGAUGCCGCUGCCAGUGAUGCGUGGGAACCAUUCAAAUUCGCCCGAUGGUUUCAGAGCUUGCGGCGCAAUGAGCCUCGCGUCACCCUAGCGCGCGGCAUCCACUCGAAAUAGCACCAUAAAAGGGAUCAAGCACUUACACGUCGAUCAUGUAGACAAACCUCCGCCAAUCUCUCUCUCCCUCUCUCUCCCUCACUCACUCGAGGCUCGCCCUCACUCUUGUCCUCUCUUCGGCCACCCUCCUUGACACACUCAAAGCAGUCGGUUCAGCCCGGAUCAUUAUUCGGCAGCUUUCCCUCCCGACUUACGGCAGAUGCGGCGGCCGAGGCCCACCUUCACAUCCCCCUAGUCGCUUAUGUCCAGCAGCGCCAUUUCAUUACUCGCAAGCCACUGCUAGGUCUUGGCCAGGGCCACCAGACACAGGCAUACCCCAGACGUACAACCACCUGGCACCACACCGCAUCCGAAGUCCAUCGGCGAAGGUACCUCUACCUCUGCUGAAGGCUGACAGACCCCCUUUACGACCUUCCUUAAGCCUACACACUCACUUCCCAAUAAUCAGCCGGCCUGUCUUUAAGCAACCAUGCCCGCUCUCACUCAUGCUGAGCUUGCCUUGGGCGAGCCGCGUUCAACUGGUCGUUCUUACCACCACCUUUCUUUCUCUCAUCUCUGCACUGGUCUUCUAAUACUUACCGUCCUGGUCACCUUACGCUUGGUGGUAUGUGGUGCUUUCUGGACUACGGCGAGCAACAAGUUCAGAAAGUCUCAAGAACACGAUCAACACGCCAAAAGCCAGCUUGAUCACUUGAUCAACCAGCAACGGCUCCAUCAUCUCUUCGUCCAAGACGGGGGCUGGGUCAUGGAAGAAAAGUCACGUGGGGUCAGCAGUAACACCCUAGUUGCUGGGGCUGAGUCGACUAGGAAGAUCAGUCCGCAGGACGGCUUCAUGAGGGGAAAUGAGAAAGAGUCGGUUGAAGGUACAGAGAAGAGGAGUAGCGGCGAUGUGAUGUUUGCGGACCACAUCCUUCGAAUGGGGAAAGCCUCGGGUCAAUCUUCCGCCCAGUUCAUGUUGUCGAGACCUCCGCAGCCUCCUCCUCUCACGCCCCCGGAACUUUCGCCAUCUGUUUUCACCUAUGAUGAGCGCAGAAGGAGCUUCACCAGUGGUGUGUCUGAGCUAGAUGCAUCGUUUUUCGAGCAGCCAAACCCCGACUAUAUGUCAUCAACAUCAACCGGCGCUUCGACAGCAACGCAGGAGGCGCAAACUACGAGGUCCUCCCCAGCACCCCGCAGGAGAUCUUACACCAAGAUGCUCCCCAUUGGAAUCCCUUCUCAGCCAUCGGCCCCAAUACUCGACGAUGAAGCCGGCAUGGUCUUUUCCCCUUCGUCGUACCCCCCUACGUCACCUCUACUUCCCGGCCCUCCCCCUAUCUACGGUGAAAUCCGUUAUGACGAAGCCACUCAGCAAGAGGUUCUCGUGCGAGGUGAGAUCAUCUCCUCUAUGGACGGUUCGGGGGCCGGGUGGAAGAGGCAUACGAGAGUCUACGGAGGCGGCGUCUGCCUUGCCUGCGCAGCAUCCGGUGAUGAUGGCCAUCACCAUGGCGGCUUCUACGGAGAGAAUGUCCUGCCAGAAGAGAAGCGCUACUGAAGAACGAAACAAAACCGAACUUGAAAUGAGUCGAAACGAAAGAAGAGAGUGGUCUAAUCAGGGUCGAUGAUACCAUUGGGACGGGUCCUUUUUCUCUGGGACGUAAAGUGGCGAUAGACGCAAGCGGCGCUUCAUCAGCAUCACGGCAGCGGCACAAAAUGGGUUUGGUAUACCAUCUCAUCGGGGAGGUCUCUUCUUUUCAUCCAUCAUUUUACAGCAUAUUUCACUGUCAACUCUUGGUUUCUUUCGAACAUCAUGGUCUUGGGGCUUGUCUGUUCGGUAUGUUGUUGAAAGCUAUCUUGUUACAUCUUGGGUUACCGGAUACUCUGGAGAAUGGAAGAGGGGGG
Messenger RNA from Colletotrichum scovillei, 3906 nucleotides. RefSeq lists its product as uncharacterized. The record is from RefSeq and is a predicted model, not a curated record. Lineage: Eukaryota; Fungi; Ascomycota; Sordariomycetes; Glomerellales; Glomerellaceae. The transcript has a single exon. Bases 2498 to 3559 code for a protein of 353 amino acids.